Molecule: messenger RNA, 1602 nt
Organism: Verticillium alfalfae VaMs.102
Lineage: Eukaryota; Fungi; Ascomycota; Sordariomycetes; Glomerellales; Plectosphaerellaceae
Exons: 7
Coding region: 317-775 (152 amino acids)
Source: RefSeq, a predicted model, not a curated record
ACUCCAACAAAAACGACCACUCAAAGACAACGACUUCCCCGAGACUCGCGUUCUCACCCGACAGGCUGCUCAGCGCCAACGACCUCCAUACUCUCAUUCCUCUCAAGUCAGAUGUUAAAUCUAUCUCGAUGCGUUGGGAACAAUUAAUGUCUGUGUCGCGGCGCCAGACCGAGCCCAAAACCAGGGCGACAUCACAAGAUAAGACUAUGCGUAAAAGACUAGGGGCAUGGUGGACUCUAUAUUUUGCGUGUCGAAGUUCUGAGCUAAUGAUGACCUCAAGAGAACGAGCCUUGGGAGGCAUGCGCACGAAGACUCGAUGCCGGACUGGCUCGCCGCCUUGCUCCGUACCAAGGGUGAGAUCAAGACUGAAGGCGUUGUUCCUGUUCUGAAACAGCUGCUCGAACAAAGCAACACAACCCAAUAUGCCUACUUGUGCCAUGAAUCUGUCCAGCACAUUUCCAAGCUCAAACUAGAAGGGGGGUUCUGCGGUUAUCGUAACAUCCAGAUGCUCAUCUCGUAUAUUAUUGCGACGGGUUUCGAAGGCCAGAAGCACUUUAAAGGAAGGCUUCCUACAAUCUUUGAGAUACAAGACUUCAUCGAGAACGCUUGGGACCGUGGAAUUAACGUGCAGGGCCGGAUUGAGACAGGUGGUAUACGAGGAACUCGCAAGUACAUAGGAACAGCGGAAGCACAAGCGUUGUGUACGAGCUUGGCAAUACCCCUUCUCAAAUCAGAAAGCUGGCGAGUCGGAGGCUCGCCUUCUAGAGGCUAUUGAGACGUAUUUCCAAAUGGGUGCGUCGUUAGGUGACUCGAAAGUUGUCUGCACCACUCUGGCACCCGUCUAUUUUCAACAUGCAGGACAUUCAAUGACAAUUAUUGGAUUUGAAAGGCGAGAGCGUGGAACUGCCAAUCUUCUGGUAUUUGAUCCUUCCCAUCGCGACACAUCAGCUAUCCGUCGCUUGAUAGGAACUAGCUUUGGACACAAAUCACCCGACAGUGCUCUGGAGACCUAUCGUCGGGGGCAUAGAUACCUCCGUCGGUUUCGGGAAUACGAGCUUCUCAGGCUUGAAAACCCCAUAGCCCAGAUCCAUCCACGCCAAGAAAAUGAAAAUACUCCGUAAGGCGAACCGCCUGUGAGGGCCAGAGACGAACGAGCUCUUCUCCUUGUCAUUUGGCCACUUGCUGUUCAGAGAACCAUUGCUGCAAUUUGGACAAUGCCAGGCCUCGGUGCGAAAUCUUGUUCUUCGCGGCCUUGUCCAUUUCUGCGUAGCUGCUAUGACUUAGUUAUGCACAGCUCAGGUUUGUUAAGGUUCCAUACGUCUGGCCAUCAUAUUCGAAAAUGGCAUCCCAGCCUGGCUCACAACAGUCGAGGUCAGCCGAGUCUGCUUUUAGAGAACUGGGCACCAGGGGCGUGCACUAACCAAAGUCUGGCGGGCCUCUAGGUUGCACAAUGGUACCCUGUGACAAUAUCGUCAGCAGAUAGAAGGCACAUGUUGCCAGGCGCCCAUCUCACUCUUGUGCGGCCUUGAAAUAGGGUGGGCUUCUGGCCUGGACCAGGUGAAUAUGCAAAUGUACACACGGCAUCGGCCGACUUAUCAUCGU